Epinephelus lanceolatus (giant grouper) is the source of this 3480-nucleotide messenger RNA. The record is from RefSeq and is a predicted model, not a curated record. Lineage: Eukaryota; Metazoa; Chordata; Actinopteri; Perciformes; Serranidae.
AUGGGCAACGCAGUCCCAGAAGCUUUUGCUCAAGCUCUGGGAACAGACACUGCAGACCCUGACAUCAGCUCACAGAGCUUGAUUAAAAUCAUGUCCGAGGAGGUAUCUAAAAGCGUCAACUCCGCCAUCACGACGAGCAGAGAUGCAGAGAGUCGGUUUAUGUCUCACGUGACUCCCUCCCGUAGACUUAAUGACAUGGUUGAGUACGCUCGAUCCAUGAUGCAGUCAUUCAUCAGGAAAACUACAUCAUUUGCUUGCCUGUGUCGAAAAUCUUCACCUGGAGAUCUAGAGGUUGUGGACGUAGAGGAUGAUGAUCAUGAUGAGAGCUGCAGUUCAUUACCUGUGCAGGUAGGAAGCUCUGAGACUGACUCAAAGCAAUCGGCGGACAGCUCAGAAAGUAGAAAAUCUCAGGCCCAGAAAAUAGUGUCUAAGGAGCUGGGAGAUAUCCUAGACAUUUUACUGGACGAUGCCUCUGACGCUGAGCGAGAUGUCUUGCUGCGUGACACCUACCAGGAGAGUGAUAGUGUCGUGAGUGACAUCAGCGAGUCUGCUGGUGCAGCAGUCAGGGCAGAUAACCCCAAGAUAACUCUUCUGUUGGCUAAACAGUAUGCCAAACAGUUGAUACAUCGAGCUGCGAGAAAUCUGAAGAAAAUUUUCUCGCCAAACAGCAAAGUGAAAAGCAGAGAAUCACUGCAAUCCUUUGCUGACUCUGUAUGUGAACUGCUCCAACCAGAGGGUGGUGAGAAACACCCAGCUGAUGAAGAGAGGCAGUUAGAAAAACUGCAACAUAUCGCAGAGGGUAGAGACCUGGUCUUUACAGAGGCACUGAGGAGCCUCCUUUCUGAAUACACCAUUGACGGGAUGACUCCAGAGUCAUUUUGUCAGCUUGGGCCAUUCAGAAAUACACAGGCCAUCAGGAGGGCUACUUGCAGCACAGUGUGGCGUUUCCAGGGUAACUGUCCCAAAGUGAGCUCCAUCAACGACCGCAGCGAUUGGAAGAUUGUGAAGAAAGCCUUGACUGUGAUUGGCUUCAGCGAGGAAGAGGUGGAGGAGCUGUUGAACAUAAUUGCCAGCGUGCUCCACCUGGGGAAUGUGCAGUACGGCGGAGAGGAAGGCACUGUCUGCAUCACCUCUGACACACAGAUAAAGUACCUGACCAGGUUGUUAGGAGUGAAUGGACCAGUGCUGACAGAGGCACUCACACACAAGAAGAUAAUUGCCAAGGGAGAGGAGCUGGUGAGCCCACUGAACCUGGAGCAGGCGUCAUCGGCUCGGGAUGCUUUGUCCAAGGCGGUGUACGGACGCACCUUCACGUGGCUGGUUAACAAGAUCAACAGUUCACUGGCAUACACGGAUGACUCCUACAAGAACUGCUCAGUCAUUGGCCUGCUGGACAUCUACGGCUUUGAGGUCUUCCAGAACAACAGCUUUGAACAGUUCUGCAUCAACUACUGUAACGAGAAGCUGCAGCAGCUCUUCAUCGAGCUCACCCUCAAGUCAGAGCAGGAGGAGUACGAGGCCGAAGGCAUCACGUGGGAGCCGGUGCAGUACUUCAACAACAAGAUCAUCUGUGACCUGGUGGAGGAGAAGUUCAAAGGCAUCAUCUCCAUCCUGGAUGAAGAGUGUCUGAGACCCGGAGACGCCAGUGACCUCACCUUCCUAGAGAAGCUGGAGGACACUGUGGGAGGACAUCCACACUUUGUCACUCACAAGCUGGGUGAUGCAAAGACCCGGAAGGUAAUGGGCCGUGACGAAUUCAGACUGCUGCAUUACGCUGGAGAGGUCAACUACAAUGUCAACGGAUUUUUGGACAAGAACAACGACCUGCUCUUCAGGAACCUAAAAGAGGUGAUGUGCAUGUCCGAGAACAAGAUCCUGACCCAGUGUUUCGACAGGGAGGAGCUGACUGACAAGAAACGUCCAGAGACGGCAGCCACCCAGUUCAAAGCAAGUCUGGCGAAACUAAUGGAGAUCCUCAUGUCGAAGGAGCCGUCAUACGUCCGCUGCAUCAAGCCCAAUGACUCCAAGCAAUCAGGUCGGUUUGACGAGGUGCUGAUCCGUCACCAGGUCAAGUAUCUGGGGCUGAUGGAGAAUCUGAGGGUGAGGAGGGCCGGCUUUGCUUACAGACGGCGCUACGAGGUCUUCCUGCAGAGGUAUAAGUCCCUGUGUCCAGACACGUGGCCUAACUGGCAGGGGAAGCUGUCAGAUGGAGUGGCCACACUGGUCAAACACCUGGGAUACAAGCCUGAGGAGUACAAACUGGGCAGAUCCAAAAUCUUCAUCCGCUUCCCAAAGACCUUGUUUGCCACUGAGGAUGCACUAGAGACCAGGAAACACAGUCUUGCCACCAAGCUGCAGGCAGGAUGGAGAGGCUACAGCCAAAAGUCCAAAUACCAAAAACUGAGAACCUCAGCGAUUGCCAUCCAGGCAUGGUGGAGAGGGAUCCUGGCCCGGAGGAGAGCACAGCGCAGGCGACAGGCUGCUGACACCAUCCGCAGGUUCAUCAAAGGCUUCAUCUACCGCCACAAAGAGCGCUGUCCAGAGAACGAGUACUUCCUGGAUUACGUGCGCUACUCCUUCCUCAUGAAGCUGCGCAGGAACCUGCCCAAGAACGUCCUGGACAAGAGCUGGCCGACACCUCCAGCUGCUCUCGUCGAGGCGUCAGACCAUCUGCGUAAGCUGUGCAUGCAGAACAUGGUGUGGAGCUACUGCAAGAAGAUCAGUCCUGAGUGGAAACACCAGAUGGAGCAGAAGAUGAUCGCCAGCGAGAUCUUCAAGGACAAGAAGGACAACUACCCACAGAGCGUGCCCAAACUGUUCGUCAGCACCAGACUCAAUGGCGAGGACAUCAACCCCAAAGUGGUGCAGGCUCUGGGCACUGAGAAGAUGAAGUACGCAGUGCCAGUCACCAAGUACGACAGGAAAGGCUACAAGGCUCGGCCCCGCCAGCUGCUGCUCACCGGCAACAGCGCCGUCAUCGUAGAGGAGGGAAAACUCAAACAGCGCAUCGACUAUGGCGCUCUGAAAGGUAUCUCCGUCAGCUCCCUCAGCGACGGCCUGUUUGUUCUGCACGUGCCCAGUGAUGACAACAAACAGAAGGGCGAUGUGGUUCUGCAGAGCGACUACGUGAUUGAGACCUUGACCAAGAUUGCGAUCUGUGCUGACAAAAUGAACACCAUCAACAUCAACCAGGGCAGUAUAAAGUUUACAGUGGGUCAGGGGAAAGAGGGCGUCAUCGACUUCACGCCCGGAUCAGAACUACUGGUGGCCAAGGCGAAGAAUGGACACUUGUCUGUGACGGCUCCCAGACUCAACUCCAGAUGAUGGCCACUCUGACCACACACACGUGCCAGGACCUGCGUGCUCCUGACCUCUCCCAUCCUCCAAUCACAUGACCGCAGACCCCUGCUCUGCCUAAGCCAAUCAGACGCCAGCUACACGGGUGGCAUGUGCUUCCAAUUAAAAAAAAAAAAAAAAAAA